UGCCAAUCAAAAACAACACCCCCGACAUUUCCGCUCAACAGUGUUAGUUGAGUCCCAACUCAAUUGGUGUGUUUUGGAGAGCGCGAGGGAGGUGGCGACAGUUGGUGGUCCCUUUUUUAAAAUAAAACGCGUCCGUGUUUUUAAAUUUAAAGCCACGAUCAACCUUGAACGAUUUUAGCCUAUUGGGAAAAAAAGUCAUCAUCGUCGUCGUCGUCGUUGUUGUUGUUGCGGGAGGCGUCUGUUGGCCCGUCUGUUGAUGGACGCACCGAGAACGGCGGCGAGUGAAGGCGACAGCGGCAGGUUGCGGGGUUUGACAACGUAUUAGCUCAGGCUCCGAGGAGGAGGGGGGGAACGACUAACAGCCACUCCCCGGGGAGUGGGGAGGCAGGGGAGGUGGCGGCAGCGCUGUUGAGCAGGCCUCGAGGGGGCUAGAGGACAGAGCUCCGGCCCUCGCCGCCAACACUAACUUCAUUCACCGUAUCAUCGACUUCACAUUUUAAAAAAAAGUAUAAUUUCACCCCCACGCUCUUCAAUCCCCCAUCCUUUUCCCUGACGGUUACUUUAAAUCCUGUAUUGGAUCGAAUUCACAAACACGCAGCUCAUCGCCCGCUGCCGCUAAUUUUUCUGCCGGUGUGAUCGCCAGUGUGUUUUCAAGAAGAUGUCGGCAGCGGCGGCAGUGGUGACAGCGGCGGAAAAAGUAGAUGGUUUCACCAGGAAAUCCGUGCGGAAAGCGGCCAGGCAGAAGAGGUCGCAGGGAUCGUCGCAGUUCAGGAGUCGGAGCAGCCCGGUCGAGAUCCUGCUUCUUCCACCCCUCAGAGAUGCUCCAAAUGCUGAACAGCAUGAUCUCUUCUGUCAAAAACUCCAGCAGUGCUGCGUGAUUUUUGAUUUCAUGGACUCUGUUUCAGACUUAAAGGGUAAAGAGGUCAAAAGAGCAACGCUGAAUGAAUUGGUGGAUUUCCUCACCUCAAAUAGAGGUGUACUUCUUGAACAAGCCUAUCCUGAAAUAGUGAGAAUGAUUACUUGUAAUAUUUUCAGAACCCUUCCUCCAAGCGACAAUCCAGAUUUUGAUCCAGAAGAGGAUGAGCCAUCUUUAGAGGCAGCAUGGCCUCACAUGCAGCUCGUGUAUGAAUUUUUUCUGCGAUUUCUGGAAUGCCCAGACUUCCAACCUAGUAUUGCAAAAAGAUUUAUUGACCAGAAAUUUGUACUUCAGCUUUUGGAGUUGUUUGAUAGUGAGGAUCCACGAGAACGGGAUUUUUUGAAAACAGUUCUGCAUCGUAUUUAUGGAAAGUUCCUUGGAUUGCGUGCAUUCAUCAGGAAACAGAUCAACAACAUUUUUCUACGGAUAUGUCUGCAUGAUUUCCUUGAAGUAGAGCCUGAGAGCAAACAUUCUGAAGCAGCCUUUAUCCUUCAGUUCAUCAUAAGGUUCAUAUAUGAAACUGACCACUUUAAUGGAGUUGCAGAACUGUUGGAGAUUCUAGGAAGUAUUAUUAAUGGAUUUGCACUGCCAUUGAAAGCAGAACAUAAACAAUUUCUUAUGAAGGUGCUCAUUCCCCUUCACACUGCUAAAGGCUUAGCUCUGUUUCAUGCACAGUUAGCUUAUUGUGUAGUACAGUUCUUGGAAAAAGAUGCCACUCUUACAGAACCGGUUAUUAGAGGAUUAUUAAAAUUUUGGCCAAAAACUGUCAGUCAAAAAGAGGUUAUGUAUUUGGGUGAAGUAGAAGAAAUUUUGGAUGUGAUAGAACCUUCUCAGUUCAAAAAGAUCCAAGAACCUUUGUUCAAGCAAAUAGCCAAGUGUGUAUCAAAUCCACACUUCCAGGUUGCAGAAAGAGCUCUGUAUUUCUGGAAUAAUGAGUACAUACUUAGCCUAAUAGAAGAUAAUUCUGAGAAAAUUCUACCAAUUAUGUUUGGUAGUUUAUACAGGAUUUCCAAGGAACACUGGAACCCAACCAUUGUAGCCCUGGUUUAUAACGUACUAAAAUCAUUAAUGGAAAUGAAUGGGUCACUGUUCGAUGAACUUACAGCAUCUUACAAAGCAGAAAGACAGCGCGAAAAGAAGAAAGAACAGGAGCGUGAAGAGCUUUGGAAGAAUCUUGAAGAGUUACAGCUCCAGAGAAACCAGGCACUUUCUGGCAGCUUGCAGAUCAAUACCAACAAUGUGGAAAAUGUUCAGAGCAAUAAAUCAAGUGCCAAAUAACCAAAAUCAGCAGUUGGUGUACAGUUACAGGCCAUGAGUGAUGGAGCAUUUCAUACAUGUUUUGGAAUAUGUGUGGGAAAAAUGCACACACAAGGAAAACCUUCAGCAGUAUACUUCCAAAAAAGACCAACUUUUUUGAUGAGCUGUAAAUUAUGUCAAAAGGAAAGAAUAUGAACUUUGAACAUUACUGUGUGACCACGAUAUUUGUAACUUUGUCUGAUCAUGAAUUUAUUACGUCACUUUUUAGAAUUCAGAGAAUAAAUGAAUUUAUCAUUUGUGACCAGAGUGAAAAUAAUUGAGUGGUGAAAUUAAGACUUGAAAAAAUUUUUUGAUUGUGCUGCACAUCGAAAAUUAGUCAGCUAUUUAAAUAUAGAUUUUUUUCCUAUUUUAUAUGUGCUUCUCACAAUGCUACAGACCUCAAGUAACUUGAAAGGGAGUGAGUUAUGCAUACACAGCAAGCAUUAGAAAUUCAAGGAUAAAAUAUUGUAUGUUUUUUUUCUCUUCAACUAGUCUUUCUGAUGCCUGUGCCAGAGAACCAUUCCAUUCUGUAAACCCAUGGCAGUGUGAAGCUCUUUUGUAAUAAAACAACUUAUUUGAGGUUUUGAGCAACAUUCAAUAAAGUCUACAUAAUAUUUGUAUUUGGAUCUCACCAUUAUUAGUUUUUAUAUUUUAGGAAAUGUUUUACAGUUUCUGAUGGAGCUAUAUAAAUCUGUCAUAAUUGCACGAAAGUGUAAAAGUUCAGAUAUCCAGCCCUAGAUUUUCAUUAUUUAAGAAAUAGGGUUACAUUGUGGAUCAUUACUGUCUAUGUAUUAAUAUGCACCAGGUGGAAUGAGAGAAACUGCCUGCGACUGCAGUGCUCCUGUAUGAAAUGAGAUUGGGCACUCUUGACCCACUUCCUAUUUGGCUACAAGCUGCAUGUUGCAGUUUUGAAGUAGUCAUUUUGGCAUCAAAACGUUAAAUCUGUUUCUCUCUCCGCAGAUGCUGCCAGACUGCUGAGGUUUCCCCAAUAUGUUUUUAUUUCACAUAAUUAGAGACACUUCUUCAGAUGUAGCUGUCUUGGGCAGCAUAGAACAGGCUGCGUUUCUGAAGUUGCAGUAUAGGUACUUUUUUUAGACUAAGCCACAGUUGGCUUUGCAUCUGUUUGCACUUUCCAUGGAUCUCUAAUGAGUACUAACAGAAUAUGUCCGGAGUAAAGUAUAUUAAAAAUUAAACAUGCAUCAUUCCUCGGGGGCAAAGAGUUGUCCAGUUUUGAUCCUAAACACUUAGGUGUAGUUAUAUGCCAAUAGAUUUUUGUUUAUUUUCCUUGCUUCACUGGGUGACAUUUUCUUUAUCCGUGCAGCUUUAGCUCAUCCCACAUGAGACGUAAAUUCUUUGUGAUGUAUUGAUAAGAUAAAAUCAGAGACUUAUUGUGGAGCCAUUACCUUAAGGACAGAAACCUUUAAAUGAUUUUCUCAUUUUUAUUUUCCUGAAGCAGAAAUCAGGGUUUUUAUUUUCAUUCAAACAUCACAAGGUAAAGUUGGAAAAGAAAUUUGGGGAAAUUUUAGAGAUAUAGAAGCUUCAGGCUUGGGACAGAGGAAGGAUGUGAACUGACUAUAGCUGCAUCUUGAAGUUGAUGUAAUGUUUUAAAAAUUGUGGGAUGUGGGUGUCGCUGGCUAGUCAGCAUUUAUUGCACACACUAGUUGCCCUUGAGAAGGUGCUGAUGAGCUGACUUGUUGAACUGCUGCAGUCUACUUUUUGUGGGUUCACCCACAAUGUGAUUCAUGAGAGUGUUCCAGGAUUUUGACCCAGCGACACUGAAGGAACAGCGAUGUAUUUUCGAGUCAGGAACGAUGAGGGGCUUGGAGGGUAACUUUAGGUGGAGGUGUUCCCAUAUAUUUGCUGCCCUUGUCUUUCUGGAUGGAAAUGCUCAUGGGUUUGGAAGAUGCUGUCUGAGGAUCUUUAGUGAGUUUCUGCAUUGCAUUUUGUAGAAAGUGUACGCUGUUGCUACUGAGCAUUACUGGUGGAGGGAGUGGAUGCUUGUGGAUGUAGUGUCAAUCAAAGUGGGCUGCUUUGUCCUGGAUGGUGUCAAGCUUCUUGAGUGUUAUUGGGGGUGUACUCAUCCAAGCAAGUGGAACGUAUUCCAUCACACUCCUGACUUGUGCCUUGUAGAUGGUGGAUGGGCUUUGAGGAGUCAGGAGGUGAGUUACUUGCUGCAAUAUUCCUAACCUCUGACCUCCUCUUGUAGCCACUGUGUUUAUGUGGUGAGUCCAGGUGAGUUUCUGCCCCAUGAUAACCACCAGGAUGUUGAUAGUGGGUAAUUGAGUGAUGAUGACACCGUUGAAUGCCAAGGGUUGGUGAUUAGAUUGUCUCUUAUUUGUGAUCGUCAUAGCCUGGCACUUGUAUGGCAUGAAUGUCACUUGCCACUUGUCAGUCCAAACCUAGAUGUUGUCCAAAUCUUGUUGCAUUUGAACAUAGACUGCUUCAGUAUCUAAGGAGUUGCAAAUGGUGCUGAACAUUGUGCAGUCAUUGGCGAACAUCUCCAUUAUUGACCUUGUGAUCGAGGGAAGGUCAUUGAUGAAGCAGCUAAAGCUGGUGGGCCAAGGACAGUACCCUGAGGAACUCCUGCAGAGAUAGCCUGGAGCUGAGAUGAUUGACCUCCAACAAGCACGACCGUCUUCCCAUGUGUCAGGUAUGACUCUAACCACCGGAGAGUUUGCCCCUUAUACCCAUUGUUACAGAUUUGCUCAGGCUUCUUGAUGUGACAGGGUUGAAUGCAGCCUUGAUGUCGAGCUGUCACUCUCACUUCACCUCUGGAAUUCAACUCUUUUGUCCAUGUUUGGACCAAGGCUGUAAUGAGGUAAAGAGCUGAGUGGCCCUAUAGAACCCAAAUUGGACAUCACUGAUCAGGUUACUGCUGAGCAGGAGCUGCUUGAUAGCACUGUUGAUGACAUCCUCCAUCACUUACGAUUGAGAGUAGACUGACAGGUGGUAAUUGGCCAGGUUGGAUUUGUCCUGCUUUUUUAUGUACAGGACAUACUUGGGCAAUUUUCUACAUUGUCGGAUAGAUACCAGUGUUGUAACUGUACUGGAACAGCUUGGCCAGGGGAAUGGCAAGUUCCAGAGCACAAGUCUUCAGUAAUAUUACUGGAAUAUUGUCAGGGCCCAAAGCCUUUGCAGUGUCCAGUGUCUCCAACCAUUUCUUGAUAUCACAUGGAGUGAAUUAAAUUGGCUGAAGACUGGUAUCUGUAAUGCUGGGAUCCACUGGAGGAGGCCUCAAAGGAUCAUCCCCUCAGCAGGUCUGCUGUAAAAGCUUCAGCUUUGCCUUUGGCACUGAUGUGCUGGGCUCUUCCAUCAUUGGGAUAUCGAUGGAGCCUGCACCUCCAGUCAGUUGUUUAACUGCCUACCACAAUUCAUGACUGGAUGUUGGAGGACUGCCAAGCUUAGACCUAAUCGUUAGUUGUGGGAUUGUUUAGUCUAUCUAUCACUUGCUUCUUAUGCUGUUUGGUCUGCAAGUAGUCCUGAUUGGUGAAUUCACCAGGUUGACAUGUUAUCUUCAGGUAUGCGUGGUGCUGCUCCUGACAUACCCUCCUGCGCUGUCCAUUGAACCAGGUUUGUUCGCCUGGCUUGAUGGUAAUGGUAGAGCGUGGGGUAUGUUGGGCCAUGAGGUUACAGAUUGAGCUGGAAUAUAAUUCUGCUGUUGAUGGUCCACAAUACCUCAUGGAUGCCCAGUCUUGAGUUACUAAACCUGUCUGAAGUCUAUCCCAUUUAGCAGUGGUAGUGCCACACAACACAAUGGAGGACCGUGCAGUGCUCACUCUUACCGAUACUGUCAUGGACAGAUAUUCACAAUGAAUUAUCAUACUUGUUUCAAAUCUAUUAAAAUAUGGAAUUCUAUUUGCAGUCAGAAGGCCAAGUUCACCAUUUUCAUCUGAUUCAUUGGUAAAUCGCUGAGCUCAAAUGGAUAUACUGCUUUCAAAUAUUUCCACCAAUGUAUAUUGAUAACUUCAAUAAAUUUUUGUAAUCAUACUGUGCUGGCAUCUGGAUGCAACAGUUAAUUACAUCCAUGCAGUUAUUUAUUUGAUACAUUUUAAAUAAUAAUUAUGAGGGAAAAGUGCCAAAUAUUUGCCAAUUUCCCUUAAUUUACCCAUCAAGUGAGAUGAAUAAAUGUGAACACACCAUUUAUAACUGUUCUUGUAUGCUUGUAGAAUGGUUCAUGGUAAAGACACUAAACAAGACCAAAACUAAUUGGAACAUGUACUUGACUUGAAGAAUCAUCGCAGUAUUUGGUCCCAGAUUUUCUGACUAAUGUUGCUUUUAGGUAGAUUAUUGCAAGUGUUAAAAUAAUGCUGGUCAGUAAAUCUAAUUUCCAAUGAGUUUAAUUAAACUUCACAAUGUAAUUAAUGUUACUGCCUUUCUGAGAUCUUUUAAAACACCUGUUUUCUGCUUUUCCCUUUAGUUUACAUGUUGUUUAAACCAUUGACUUGAUCUGUGGCUGGUGGACCUGUUUUAUCAAAGCUACCAAGGAACUUGAUUAUGUUUUAGUUUCACUUUUGAUGACUGAUCCAAGCUGCCAUUUCUCUUUGUAGAUGAGAAAGCAAACCUGUGGUUUUUCAGUGCUUUUUUUAAUUUUAGAUAUCCAUUUUGUUUCUUGGGUGCAGUUUUUUAAAUAAUUGUCAUUUUUCUAAUAAAAUUAGCCUUUAAAUCCUG
Stegostoma tigrinum is the source of this 6880-nucleotide messenger RNA. RefSeq names its product protein phosphatase 2, regulatory subunit B', alpha isoform (gene ppp2r5a). Gene Ontology annotation, cellular component: cytosol; protein phosphatase type 2A complex; nucleus. The record is from RefSeq and is a predicted model, not a curated record. Gene Ontology annotation, molecular function: protein phosphatase activator activity. Gene Ontology annotation, biological process: protein dephosphorylation; signal transduction. The transcript has 14 exons. Bases 659 to 2194 code for a protein of 511 amino acids. NCBI's taxonomy places the organism in Eukaryota, Metazoa, Chordata, Chondrichthyes, Orectolobiformes, Stegostomatidae.